AUGCGUCUCACUCUAUUGUCAGGUGUAGCCGGCGUUCUCUGCGCAGGACAGCUGACGGCGGCGCGUCCUGAUCCCAAGGGUGGGAAUCUGACGCCGUUCAUCCACAAAGAGGGCGAGCGGUCGCUCCAAGGCAUCUUGGACAAUCUCGGCGGGCGAGGCAAGAAAACACCCGGCACCGCCGCGGGGUUGUUCAUUGCCAGUCCAAACACAGAGAAUCCAGACUAUUAUUAUACAUGGACUCGUGACUCAGCUUUGACUGCCAAGUGCUUGAUCGACCUGUUCGAAGACUCUCGGGCAAAGUUUCCGAUUGACCGCAAAUACUUGGAAACAGGAAUUCGGGACUACGUGUCGUCCCAAGCAAUCCUCCAGAGUGUGUCUAAUCCUUCUGGAACCCUGAAGGAUGGCUCUGGUCUGGGUGAACCCAAGUUCGAGAUUGACCUGAAUCCCUUUUCGGGUGCUUGGGGUCGGCCUCAGCGGGAUGGCCCAGCGCUGCGAGCGACCGCUAUGAUCACCUACGCCAACUACCUGAUAUCCCAUGGUCAGAGAUCGGAUGUGUCACAGGUCAUGUGGCCGAUCAUUGCCAAUGAUCUAGCAUACGUCGGGCAAUACUGGAAUAAUACCGGAUUUGACUUGUGGGAAGAGGUGGAUGGGUCAAGCUUUUUCACGAUUGCGGUCCAGCACCGAGCCCUUGUUGAAGGCUCGCAACUGGCGAAGAAGCUCGGCAAGUCCUGCGAUGCCUGUGAUUCUCAGCCUCCCCAGAUUUUGUGCUUCCUGCAGAGUUUCUGGAACGGAAAGUACAUCACCUCCAACAUCAACACGCAAGCAAGCCGCUCUGGUAUCGACCUGGACUCUGUCCUGGGAAGCAUUCAUACCUUUGAUCCCGAAGCAGCCUGUGACGAUGCAACUUUCCAGCCUUGUUCUGCCCGCGCUUUGGCAAACCACAAGGUUUAUGUGGAUUCCUUCCGCUCUAUCUACAAGAUUAAUGCGGGCCUUGCAGAGGGAUCGGCUGCCAACGUUGGCCGCUACCCCGAGGAUGUUUACCAAGGAGGCAAUCCAUGGUAUCUCGCCACCUUAGGCGCAUCUGAAUUGCUUUACGACGCCUUGUACCAGUGGGACAGACUUGGCAAACUUGAAGUCUCGGAGACCUCGUUGUCAUUCUUCAAAGACUUUGACGCGACCGUGAAAAUUGGCUCGUACCCGAGGAACAGCAAGACCUUCAAGAGCCUGACCCAGUCCAUCAAGGCGUAUGCGGACGGGUUCAUCCAGUUGGUGCAGCAGUACACUCCUUCUAAUGGAUCUCUGGCCGAGCAAUACGAUCGCAACACGGCUACUCCUCUCUCUGCGAACGACCUGACUUGGUCAUUUGCCUCUUUCUUGACGGCCACGCAACGCCGCGAUGCCGUGGUUCCUCCCUCCUGGGGCGCAAAGUCGGCAAACAAAGUCCCAACCACUUGUUCAGCCUCCCCUGUUGUGGGUACUUAUAAGGCGCCCACGGCAACCUUCUCGUCCAAGACUAAGUGCAUCCCUGCUAAGGAUAUCGUGCCUAUCACGUUCUAUCUGAUUGAGAACACUUACUAUGGAGAGAACGUCUUCAUGAGUGGCAACAUUACUGCGCUGGGUAACUGGGACGCCAAGAAAGGCUUCCCACUCACCGCAAACCUCUACACGCAAGAUCAAAACUUGUGGUUCGCCAGUGUCGAGUUCAUCCCAGCAGGCACACCCUUUGAGUACAAGUACUACAAGGUCGAGCCCAAUGGCGAUAUUACUUGGGAGAAGGGCCCCAACCGGGUAUUCGUCGCUCCCACGGGAUGCCCAGUUCAGCCUCACUCCAACGACGUGUGGCAGUCUUGA
Molecule: messenger RNA, 1851 nt
Organism: Penicillium oxalicum
Lineage: Eukaryota; Fungi; Ascomycota; Eurotiomycetes; Eurotiales; Aspergillaceae
Product: putative glucan 1,4-alpha-glucosidase
Exons: 3
Coding region: 1-1851 (616 amino acids)
Biological process (GO): polysaccharide catabolic process
Cellular component (GO): fungal-type vacuole
Molecular function (GO): glucan 1,4-alpha-glucosidase activity; starch binding
Source: RefSeq, a predicted model, not a curated record